Molecule: messenger RNA, 456 nt
Organism: Stylonychia lemnae
Lineage: Eukaryota; Ciliophora; Spirotrichea; Sporadotrichida; Oxytrichidae
Source: the annotation of a GenBank genome assembly
AUGACUCUCAAGAAACACAAAGAUCCUAUUAAAUUCGGUCUUUUUAUUUCAGUAAUGUGUGCUCUCUACAAGUCCUUAUUGUGCUUUUUGAGAAGAUUUUCAGAUAAUGAUAAGAUUAAUGCAAGUGUCGCUGGAUUCGUCUCUGCCUUUGCCAUAUUACUAGAUGCUAAAUCUAGAAGAAUGAUGAUUGCCUUGAUAUUUUUUGCAAGAGCCCUAGACGCUUUAGUGACUAUGCUUGAAAGAAGAGGCAUCAUUAAGAAAUACGAUUAUUUUGAAGUUUUGCUGUGGAAUAUCAUGAUUACUUUUAAUUAAUAUACUGUGUCCUAUGAGGCAGACGUCAUGAAUCCAACUUUCUUAAAAUUCCAACAUAGGUUUUCUCAAAUGACGAAAAACGAUAUUUUGUUGUGCGACUUAUGGGCAAAAAGUUUACUUAUAUAAUAAGGAAAAAAUAAUUGA